UUCGUAAUUGUAAAUUCUUGACGAACAAUUGUACAACAAAUCGAAACAGUCCCCCAUUAAAAUAAACAAUUGGGGCAACCUAUUUCGCGUUUUUGCGGGUGUUUUGGUGUUAAAUUAUAUUUUUUGUUUCUUUAGUUUUGCAUUUGGUAUAGCAACAAGAACAAGCAAGCAACAACAAUGGCGUUAAAAGUGUUGGUGGGCCAGAAGAUCAUGAACGAGGUGGUCAAGUACAAGCCGCCGCCACCGAAGAAGGCUGCCACUACGGCUGCUGCAAAGGCCGCAGCCGGCGGCAUGGAAUGGCGUGUACUUGUCGUGGACAAGUUGGGUAUGCGUAUGGUCUCCGCCUGUACCAAAAUGCAUGAGAUCAGCGCCGAGGGCAUAACAUUGGUCGAGGACAUCAAUAAGAAACGCGAACCGUUGCCCACCAUGGAUGCCAUCUAUUUAAUAACACCAUCUGAUGAAUCUGUGCGGGCUUUAAUACGCGAUUUUGAGAAUCCGGCUCGUCCGAUGUAUCGCUAUGCGCAUGUUUUCUUUACCGAGGCCAUACCGCCAAGAAUAUUUGAAAUGCUGCAAUCGCAUAAAGAUAUUUGUCGGCGCUAUGUCCGCACAUGCAAAGAAAUCAAUAUAAGCUUCUUGGCAUAUGAGGCUCAGGUCUACUCGCUGGACUCACCGGAUACCUUCCAAUGCCUGUACUCACCGGCAUUCGCUUCGAUACGUAGCAAGCAUAUCGAACGCAUUGCAGAGCAAAUUGCAACUCUCUGUGCCACUUUGGGAGAGUAUCCACAAGUCCGUUAUCGCAGUGACUGGGAUCGCAAUAUUGAUUUGGCUGCGUCGGUGCAGCAGAAGCUGGACGCCUACAAGGCCGAUGAGCCGACCAUGGGCGAGGGACCUGAAAAGGCACGAUCCCAGCUAUUAGUGUUGGAUCGUGGAUUCGAUUGCGUUUCGCCGCUAUUGCAUGAGCUAACAUUGCAGGCUAUGGCAUAUGAUUUGCUGCCAAUUGUUAAUGAUGUCUAUCGCUAUACACCGGGACCCAAUCAGCCCGAUAAGGAGGUUCUGUUAGAUGAGAACGAUGAUUUGUGGGUGGAAUUGCGUCACGAGCAUAUUGCUGUGGUAUCGGCCCAGGUUACACAGAAUCUGAAGAAAUUUACUGACUCCAAACGGAUGAGUUCGACUGACAAGUCGUCGAUGCGCGAUUUGUCGCAGAUGAUUAAGAAGAUGCCGCAGUAUCAAAAGGAGUUGUCCAAGUAUUCCACCCAUUUGCAUUUGGCCGAAGAUUGCAUGAAGUCAUACCAGAAUUAUGUGGACAAGCUGUGUCGCGUUGAGCAGGAUUUGGCCAUGGGCACUGAUGCCGAGGGUGAAAAGAUCAAAGAUCAUAUGCGAAACAUUGUGCCCAUUUUGUUAGAUACAAAUGUCUCCAACUAUGACAAGGUGCGCAUCAUUGCUCUCUAUGUGAUGAUUAAGAAUGGCAUUUCAGAGGAGAACUUGACCAAAUUAUUUACACAUGCCCAAUUGUCACCCAAGGAUCAGGAUAUGGUGCGCAAUUUGAGUUUCCUAGGCAUCAAUGUUAUUGCGGAUUCUCGCAAGAAGGUUUAUUCGGUACCUCGUAAGGAGCGCAUCACCGAAAGUACAUACCAAAUGUCACGCUGGACGCCUGUCAUUAAAGACAUUAUGGAGGAUUGCAUUGAGGAUAAGUUGGAUCAACGUCAUUUUCCAUUCCUCGAAGGUCGCGCCCAGAAUACCAAUUACCAUGCGCCGACAAGUGCUCGCUAUGGCCACUGGCACAAGGACAAGGCCCAGGCGCAGGUCAAGAAUGUGCCCAGAUUGAUUAUAUUCAUUGUUGGCGGUGUUAGCAUGUCGGAAAUGCGUUGCGCCUAUGAAGUGACCAAUUCGGUGCGCAAUUGGGAGGUGCUAAUUGGUUCAUCGCACGUCCUUUCGCCCGAAAUCUUUCUCAGCGAUCUGGGCAGUCUUUCUAAGGAGGAUUAAGUUCGUUAACCGUCACUUAAUCGCCUUUUCGAUUCAGUUUCAUUAAGAUCUUCCCCACCCCCAAACCCAAAAAAAAGAAAUCCUCUAGUUAAAAACAAAUGAAAAUAA
Molecule: messenger RNA, 2091 nt
Organism: Drosophila willistoni
Lineage: Eukaryota; Metazoa; Arthropoda; Insecta; Diptera; Drosophilidae
Gene: Rop
Product: protein ROP
Exons: 8
Coding region: 178-1983 (601 amino acids)
Biological process (GO): vesicle-mediated transport; intracellular protein transport; neurotransmitter secretion
Cellular component (GO): secretory granule; plasma membrane
Molecular function (GO): syntaxin binding
Source: RefSeq, a predicted model, not a curated record